Pelmatolapia mariae (spotted tilapia) is the source of this 2920-nucleotide messenger RNA. RefSeq lists its product as uncharacterized. Bases 458 to 2797 code for a protein of 779 amino acids. The transcript is spliced from 13 exons. Lineage: Eukaryota; Metazoa; Chordata; Actinopteri; Cichliformes; Cichlidae. The record is from RefSeq and is a predicted model, not a curated record.
GGAGAUAUCGAGCGUACCCUUCUCUCGGAGCAAAGCGUCGGGAUGCAGGCUAGCUCCGUUAACGGGGACGCUUUAAUUCACGCUUUUCCGCCCGUCGGAGGAGGUGACAUAAGAUACCGAGAGGAGGCGGAGGUCGGGGCCGAGCCGAGCUAACAGGAGCCGGUGUCUCUCUGUGCGGCGGGAAGCCCAGCUCCGCGGUCUGUUUGUUGUUUAGCUUUAGCCGCCUGAGCUAGCUCGCAGCCUCCGGCCGUUAACGGUUCACCGGGAGGAGACGGCGGUGGCGGCCCCCGCCCACAGACACGGCCCGGCCCCCCGUGAUGGACGGAGGAGCCCCGUUGUAGGAGCAGCAGGAUGCGCUAGCGGAUGUAAUAGGGCCUGAACACAGCACACCUCCUCCUCCUCCCCCCUGCCUCCUUCCUCCCUCCCUUCCUUCCUUGUCUCCUAGCUGUGUCCUCUCAUGAUCACCAUGGAGCCGGCCCCCCACCCGCUGCCUCACUUCCCAGAGAACUCCUAUAAGAUGACCGAAGAGGAUGUGAAGAGGCUGAUCGAGUUCAGGGCGUCCAACGAGGCUCUGUUCACAGGGAAGAGGAACUCUGCAAAGAUAGCCUGGAGCACCAUCCUGAAAGGCCUCGGUCUGGAAGGGAAGCUGACGGCAGACCAGAUCGCCAAGAAAUGGGACAACCUGCGGACAAAAUAUAAGGACCUGAAGCAGCCAUACCAGGGCCAGGACCACAUGGGGGGCGUUGUGGAGUCGUGGCCGUGGUUCCACAUCAUGGAUGAAGCCAUGCAGGGUCGCCUCUACAACAGCAACCUGGUGCUGAGCCCAGAGACUGCCGGCAACGCCGGUCACCGUGGCAACUGCCAGUCCAAUCAGAACCAGGAGAACACCGACAUCCUGGAGUUCCUCAUCAAGACGGAGAUGGAGGACACGGUGGCAGCUGAAACGGCGGCAGAUGAUGGAGUGGUUCACACGGAGGCUCCGCCCCCCGAGGGCAUCCCGAUGGGCUGGAGGAGGAUGACCGAGUGCUCGUAUAAAAUGAGCGAACAAGAAACCGAGAGGAUGAUCAAACUUCGAGCGGCCAACGAGGCGCUCUUCACCGGCAGGAAACAUUCGGCCAAGCCGGCCUGGAGAGCGAUUCUCUAUGAGCUGGGCCUUCAGGGCAAACUGACCACAGACCAGCUGGCCAAGAAGUGGGACAACCUGAAGAGGCGAUACAAGGAGCUGAAGUUUCCGGCUCGAGGCGUGGAGACCAACCCCAGCUCCUGGCCCUGGUUCUACAGAAUGAACGACGCCAUGGAGGGCCGGUUCGCUGGCGCUGCGCCCAUCCUCACUCCCAUCGUGGAGGAUGAAGACGAGGACUGCGAGUCGCUGUCCCCAACACCCAAGAAGCGAGCCCGCCGGAGCCGAGGUGGGAUGGCCGAGUUCUUGACGGAGUCUGAGAUGGACCUGCUGGUUGAUAACGAGGACAAGAACGGAUCGGCGGCUCUGGGCGAGCUGCACCGGAUGGGCGAGUUCACCUACAAACUGAGCGAAGACGACACGAGGCGACUGAUCGAGCUGCGAGCUGCUAACGAGUCUCUGUUCACCGGCAGGAGGAACACCGCCAAACCAGCGUGGAGGGGAAUAGUGAAGGAGAUGGGUCUGACAGGGAAGAUAACACCUGACCAGGUUGCCAAGAAGUGGGACAACCUGAAGACCAAAUUCAAGGACCUGAAGUUUCCUCCUCGGGGGAUGGAGGGUCAGACCAACCCGGCCUCGUGGCCCUGGUUCCAGCUGAUGAGCGACGCUCUGGAGGGCCGUCUGACGGGCAAAGCUCCCCGAGUGACGCCCGUCUGGACCAACGAGGAGGACGGCGUGUUCGGCUCGUCCCCGCCUCCCGACAGAGACUGUUUGAUGGCGGAGAGGAGCAGCGUGUCGGAGCUGGAGAGCAUGGUGGGCGGAGACAACGCGGAGUCCGACGGGAACGUCACCUACAUCGACGCCAGCGGAGAGGAGUGUUCGACGCCCUCCGAUCCGACUUACAAAAUGACCGACCAGGACACGAGGAGGAUGAUUAAACUUCGAGCCGCUAACGAGGCGUUGUUCACCGGGAGGAGGAACGCUGCCAAAGCCGCCUGGAAAGCCAUCCUGAAGGAGCUCGGGCUGCAGGGGAAGGUCUCCACCUACCAGAUGGCGAAGAAGUGGGACAAUCUGAAGAGGAGGUACAAGGACCUGAAGUAUCCUCCUGUCGGGAUGGAGACCGUGGCAGACGGCGCCUCCUCCUGGCCGUGGUUUCACCUUAUGAACGAAGCCAUGGAGGGCCGGCUGGCGAGCAGUGCCCCCCUCCUGACCCCCGUCACUCAGGACGACGAUCAGCACCCGGACCCCGCCCCCAGACACAGGCCCCGCGCCACCCCCGCACCUCCCCCUGCCCCACCGGCCUCCCACCCGUCUUCCUCAGACUACGCGCCGGAUGCAUUCGGAGACGGUGCGGAGCAGAACCAGCGGAGCUCAGAGACAUGCGACGGGCCGCUGGGGGGCCUGGAGAGGGAGUGGGAGAUGGUGGAGAGGGAGAGGGCGGCGCUGGAGCGAGAGAGGGAGAUGGUGGAGCGAGACAGAGCGGCGCUGGAGAGAGAGAGGGCGGCGGUGCAGGCGGAGAGGCUGUGGCUGGACCGGGAGCGGGCGGCAGUGGAGCGGGACAGAGCCAUGGUGGAGCAGGAGAGGGCGGCGCUGGGCCGGGACAGGGAGGUGCUGGACCAGAGGGCGCUGAUGCUGAACUCUGUGGGACACUCGGGGCACCUCAACGCCCUCAUGUAGACCGUCGGCACAGUGUGGGGGCGUGGACUAUCCCUGUACAGACCUCGUGGCAGGCUGGCAAACCGCCUGCUGUACCUCUGUGGGUCCAGACUCUGGAUCCACAGAAGGACUUCUGUGAAGGAC